Molecule: messenger RNA, 1094 nt
Organism: Raphanus sativus (radish)
Lineage: Eukaryota; Viridiplantae; Streptophyta; Magnoliopsida; Brassicales; Brassicaceae
Product: thioredoxin-like protein HCF164, chloroplastic
Exons: 4
Coding region: 108-890 (260 amino acids)
Biological process (GO): cytochrome b6f complex assembly
Cellular component (GO): chloroplast thylakoid membrane
Source: RefSeq, a predicted model, not a curated record
ACAAAAAUAAUCAAUCGAGUAGACUCAAAUGUGUGGUUGGUAAUACAGACCAUCUUUGAUGAUCAUCCACUUCACGUCUGUAUUCUAUAAUCAUCAAACCUUUAGUGAUGAUGGCAGCUCCCUUAGUGUUUUCGUUGAGAAUUUUAUCUACUCCUCAUCAUGGGAUCAAUCGAAAUUUUCAACCUUUUCUCCUAACCCAAACAGGAGCUCCUCCUAGAUAUCGUGCUCUUCGUUGCCAAGCAAACUCUGAAUCUUCCGAACCCAAGGAGAAAUUGGUGGUAGAUAAUGGCUCUACUAGUGAAAUUUCACCUGCGUCGAAAGUAGCGGAACCAUCACCUUCUUCUUCUUCUUCUUCUGCGUUUCCUGAGUCUCCAAACAGUGAUAUUAACAGAAGAGUCGCUGUUGGUUCUGUUGUUGCCGCUUUGGCCUUGUUUCUAUCGACAAGGCUUGAUUUUGGGAUCUCCUUGAAGGAUUUAACUGCUUCAGCCUUGCCUUACGAGGAGGCUUUGUCGAAUGGGAAGCCGACAGUGGUUGAGUUCUAUGCUGAUUGGUGUGAGGUUUGUCGAGAACUUGCCCCUGAUGUUUACAAAAUCGAGCAGCAAUACAAGGACAAAGUGAACUUUGUGAUGCUAAAUGUGGACAACACGAAAUGGGAGCAAGAGCUGGAUGAGUUUGGUGUUGAAGGUAUUCCUCAUUUCGCUUUCCUCGAUCGACAGGGGAACGAGGAAGGUAAUGUGGUGGGGAGGCUCCCGAGGCAGUAUCUAGUUGAGAAUGUCAAUGCCCUUGCAGCCGGAAAGCAAUCAAUUCCUCAUGCUCGAGCCGUGGGACAGUACAGCAGCGCCGAAGCACGCAAGGUUCAUCAGGUUACUGACCCCUUAAGCCAUGGAUAGAAAGAGAAAGAGACAUCACAACUCUAUAGUGCACAAAAGAUAGACAGUAAGGGGAACAACUGAAAAUUAGCAAUGUUUCAUAUUUGUAACUAAAUGUUCGGUUUCGUUUUAUUACAUGACUUAUAAAAACUCUAAUCUGAAUCCGAAGAAAAUGAGGACUCAGCUCAGAUACCAUAUUUGACAGAGUCUCCCUCAUUUCCUGAA